This is a messenger RNA of Daldinia decipiens, 1056 nucleotides long. RefSeq lists its product as uncharacterized. NCBI's taxonomy places the organism in Eukaryota, Fungi, Ascomycota, Sordariomycetes, Xylariales, Hypoxylaceae. Bases 1 to 906 code for a protein of 301 amino acids. The transcript has 2 exons. The record is from RefSeq and is a predicted model, not a curated record.
AUGGCACCGACAACUCGUAGAUUGCACGAUAUGUACUCAUCAGGCGCUGUAGCAGGUAUUGCGAUAGGUAGUGCCUUCGCCAGCGCAGCUAUCGUUUCCGCCGUGUUGCUGUUAUUAUUACGCCGCAGUCGACCAACUCUGAAGCUAACAACAACUCCGAGCCGACCGCCGCAUCUUCGAUGGAUACCGCGUCUUGAAUAUGUGCAUGACCAUUUCCUGCAGCCAAUCGGCCACAAUGAACUUGAAAGAAAUUUUUCCUCUUUAGAAUUACACCUCAAAACCUUUGUCUACAACUACUUUCACACUCAACCGGUUGAUGCAACAACCGCGGAUACCAACAAGAUACAUGCCAUGCUAGGCGUAGCCGAUAAUCACUCCAGCAGCCAGUGGCCAACUCGAUUAUGCAACACUGGUCGUGAUCGACAAUUUGCGCUUAGAGCAUACAUUGCGAGAGUCCUCUGGGCUCGAGCCAACCCGCGAGGUCUAGUAGAAACGACCUUUCUUCCCGUCGAUAUGUUGCACUUAGACCGGCCACUUGUUCUAGAGACCUGGCGCGCUGCGACUGCUACCAUUCUAUCAGAUAAGUACCCACGAGAUAAGCUGGCAGAAGGUGACCCACGCACCGGCAAUAUCAAGAGAACAGUGGCUGACCUCUUGGAUGCUCUGCAACCUUUCCGGAUUCAAGAAAGAGAAGAGAACUCUAUACUUGUUUUAGAGGAGCUGGUGGGGAGAUUUGCGGUUCUAGGAUUCAGACUCUUCUCAAACCUAAGUACCACUGAGGUUGUAUGGCCCCCUUCGUCAGCUACCCAAGUGGUUCUCUUCCCUGCUUUGAUACAGUAUCGUGUUGUUGACGGAUAUCGCAUUGUCACCAUCAAAGAAGCAAUCACCAAAGAAGUAAAGAAGUAACUUUUCAUUGAGUACCCAAGUACUUUCGUUACUUUCUAAGAAUUAGGAGUAGAGUUGCCAUGAUUAGUCUAAUAAUUUACCGCGUGAUUAUGUCGAGUUGUGGUGAUGGUCAGAAGAGAGUAUUCCACCAUAACUAUCUAAGAAGCUGUC